This is a messenger RNA of Haliotis rufescens (red abalone), 1515 nucleotides long. RefSeq names its product methionyl-tRNA formyltransferase, mitochondrial-like. The record is from RefSeq and is a predicted model, not a curated record. Gene Ontology annotation, cellular component: mitochondrion. NCBI's taxonomy places the organism in Eukaryota, Metazoa, Mollusca, Gastropoda, Lepetellida, Haliotidae. The transcript is spliced from 11 exons. Gene Ontology annotation, molecular function: methionyl-tRNA formyltransferase activity. Gene Ontology annotation, biological process: conversion of methionyl-tRNA to N-formyl-methionyl-tRNA; biosynthetic process. Bases 177 to 1478 code for a protein of 433 amino acids.
UUUCAACAUUGCUUUUCUAGAGGAGGAUAUUAGCUGAGCGACACCUCUGUCGUUACACGGAGGACAACCACAUGGAAAACAAAACAAAUCGGUCUGCUCGAAGAGCUCACAACAUGUCCUGUUAAUGCUUUGGACAUUCAAAGAACGAGGUGACUGAUCCCACACAGAUUCGCAACAUGACUUGCACACAGUACAAAUGUCUCUACCAUCUUUGUCACAGCAGGACUGUACAGAGAAGACUUGGUUUAGAGCUAUACGUUUUGAAAAGAAGCAUCUUUAAGACAGCAUCACAACCUAAGCAAUGUAAUCUGAACUCUGUACCAUCCCGAUGCUGUCAGUAUGGGAAAAUCAAGGGAUUCAGGUCUGCAGCAGAAGAAAAUAAUAUAUCCAGAAGAAAAAAACACGACCAUUGUUACAGUCGUGGACUCUUUCUCGGUACCAGUUCCACUCAACAACACCAUACAAGGGGAUUCUGUACUGGAAAACCAAAUGGACCUCCUUGGCGGAUUCUGUUUUUUGGGAGUGAUGUUUUUUCUGUGAAAAUUCUUCAGGCUCUUCAGGAAAACAGAUCAGCAUAUGGUGACACACUGGUUAAGACUCUGGAUGCUGUGUCAACAAAAGGUCAGAACAGCAUGAAGUCCUAUGCCGAAUCUGUGGGUGUGUCUGUCCGUGACUGGCCAAUACCGGACCUGACCGGCCAUUAUGACAUGGGAGUUCUCGCAUCGUUUGGCCAGCUUGUACCAGGGAAAGUCAUCAGAAUGUUUCCACAUGGUAUCCUGAAUGUCCAUCCAAGUCUGCUGCCUCGCUGGAGGGGGGCGUCGCCUCUCGUACACACCAUCCUGUCACGUGACCAGGUGACUGGAGUCACCAUUAUGAGACUCAGGCCCAAGCAUUUUGAUAUCGGCACCGUCCUAGCUCAGGAGAAAAUGUCAGUCCCGGACGGAUGUACGACCACCCAGUUGCUGGAUGUGACGGCUCGACAGGGGUCUCAGCUGCUGUUGAGGACUCUUGAAACUCUGCCAAAGAUACGGGAGAAGGAACAAGACAAAGAUGGAGUCACCUAUGCACACAAGGUGCGGCCAGCCAUGGCGUUCAUUGACUGGGAGCGGCAGACAACGGUGGACAUACACACACAGUACAGAGCUCUCAGCCACAUGAUUCCCCUGCGUAGUGAGUUUGACGGACAUCCUGUGAAGCUACUAGACAUGCAGACAGUCAGUGAAGGUGAUGUUGCAGGUGCUCUUAUUGAUGCAGCCCCAGGAACGGUCGUGUUUGACAAGAGACUGAAGCUGCUGUGUGUCAGGUGUCAGAAUGGCUGGGUUGGCUUUGAGAAUAUUGUCUUCAAAAAGAAGAUGUCUGCCCAGGCUUUCUACAAUGGUUAUUUAUCUAAAGUAGCCGACAGGAAACUGUUCCUGGAUAGUGUGAAGAACGGACUCGACGUGGAGAGUUAUAUGCGGGGAGUUCUUCAAAGAGUGUGACUGCUUGUAAAUAUAAUAAAGAUAUCUGUUUUCAUUU